AUGAGAAUUCUCAUCAUCAAUGCACAUCCAGAUUAUGCUAAUGCAGAGCACUAUAGCAUUCAGUUAUUGAACUACGCCAAGUCACUUUUACCGGAUGCUGAAGUUCUUGAACUUUAUAAUAGUUACAUUCCACGAAUUGAUACUGAUAUGUUUGCUGCAUGGAAUGGAUCGACAGAAGAAAAGCCAGCAGCUGCCAUCAAACGUCAGGGAGAGCUCGUAGAUCAAUUUUUAAAUGCAGAUGUCGUUCUUAUUUUCUGCCCUCUCCAUAACUUCGGCGUUACAUCCGGUCUCAAAGAUUACUUUGAUAAUAUCAUUAUCGCAGGCAAGACAUUUAAGUACGUAAGUGGCGGCGGUUCAGUUGGACUUCUCGAUAACUCUAAAAAGAUCGCAUACAUUCAAGCAGCUGGCAGUGAUUACCUCCAUGAUAUCAAGUAUGUAAAUCUUGAUCUUGCACCACAUUACGUUAGAUCCAUUUUCUCCUUGAUGGGAAUUACAAGAAUUAACGUCAUCAGAGCCGAAGGCUUAAGUCUCUCAGCUACCGAUAAAAAUGCCGUUAUUGCAAAGGCAAAGGACGAGAUUAAGCAAACUCUUGUCGAAUAUAAAGCUAUAUAA
This is a messenger RNA of Trichomonas vaginalis G3, 612 nucleotides long. Its product is annotated as FMN-dependent NADH-azoreductase 1 family. Gene Ontology annotation, molecular function: oxidoreductase activity, acting on NAD(P)H, quinone or similar compound as acceptor; FMN binding. The record is from RefSeq and is a predicted model, not a curated record. The transcript has a single exon. Lineage: Eukaryota; Parabasalia; Trichomonadida; Trichomonadidae. The coding region runs from base 1 to 612 and encodes 203 amino acids.